AUGAGAGCUGCUUUAAUGAAAAAAUAUCACUUUCUUUCGUUCAGUGAGUUUGCUAAUGAAAGCACCGUAAAAGGAGUAAAGAGAGAAGUCAGUUGUAAUGAAAGUACUUCGAUUAGUACACCGUCCACUAGCAACAUCAAUCAAAGGCUUUCACAUAAUAGUGGAUAUACUAAAGUGAACUUGUGCUCUCCAAAGUUCGUGAAUCGCAAAGAACAGAUGAACGACUUUAUGAUGUAUCUAAUGUCAAAUACAUCUCUGGGCAUAAAAGAUGCUGAUCGGGUUCUGUAUGGUCUAAGAUUUCUUAUCCCGGACAUACCGAAAAGCAUCAGAGGCGUUCUGAAGACCUGUCCAAGUGUUCAACCAAAGUAA
Schistosoma intercalatum is the source of this 369-nucleotide messenger RNA. Lineage: Eukaryota; Metazoa; Platyhelminthes; Trematoda; Strigeidida; Schistosomatidae. The record is from the annotation of a GenBank genome assembly.